Ictidomys tridecemlineatus (thirteen-lined ground squirrel) is the source of this 6541-nucleotide messenger RNA. RefSeq names its product sarcoglycan zeta (gene Sgcz). Gene Ontology annotation, biological process: heart contraction; cardiac muscle tissue development. The record is from RefSeq and is a predicted model, not a curated record. Gene Ontology annotation, cellular component: sarcoglycan complex; sarcolemma. NCBI's taxonomy places the organism in Eukaryota, Metazoa, Chordata, Mammalia, Rodentia, Sciuridae.
UUAAAUCUUUGAGGAAGUAAAAACAAAGUGAAUUAUCAUUAUUUUUUAUUUAUUUUUAUUAUUUUUUUAACCGGUGGAGGCGGCGUGACCACGGAGAAUGAGACUGAGAGAAGCUGCCAGGGCUUGGAGGAGGAUAAAGCUGAGUUUAAGCUGGAAACUAAAAGACUAGAUUGUUAUUUGGUACAACUUGCCCGGUUCCUCUCCACUUCCUUUAGUUUCGCUCCAUGGACAGAUCAACAAACCUGGACAUUGAGGAGCUCAAGAUGACACGAGAACAAUACAUAUUAGCGACACAGCAGAACAACUUGCCAAGAAGUGAAAAUGCACAACUUUACCCAGUGGGAAUUUAUGGCUGGCGAAAGAGGUGCUUAUACUUCUUUGUCCUUCUGCUGUUGGUUACCAUGAUAGUUAACUUAGCCAUGACAAUAUGGAUAUUGAAAGUUAUGAAUUUCACUGUGGAUGGUAUGGGAAAUCUGAGAGUCACCAAGAAGGGAAUCCGACUUGAAGGUAUAUCUGAGUUUCUACUUCCAUUGUAUGUGAAAGAAAUUCAUUCCAGAAAGGAUAGCCCACUGGUCUUACAGUCUGACAGGAAUGUAACAGUGAAUGCAAGAAAUCACAUGGGGCAGUUAACUGGACAGCUGACAGUAGGAGCGGAUGCUGUGGAAGCUCAGUGUAAAAGAUUUGAAGUGAGAGCCAGUGAAGAUGGCAGGGUGCUGUUUUCUGCAGAUGAAGAUGAGAUUACCAUUGGGGCUGAAAAGCUGAAAGUUACAGGCACCGAAGGAGCAGUAUUUGGGCACUCGGUGGAGACACCUCAUGUCAGAGCAGAACCAUCUCAAGAUCUCAGGCUUGAAUCACCUACCAGAUCCUUGAUUAUGGAAGCUCCUCGUGGGGUCCAGGUGAGCGCUGCUGCAGGUGACUUCAAGGCUACCUGCAGGAAGGAGCUGCAUUUACAGUCUACAGAGGGGGAGAUAUUUUUAAAUGCAGAUACCAUCCGGCUGGGAAAUCUACCGACCGGCUCCUAUUCAUCUUCUUCAACCAGCUCCUCAAGUACCCGACAGACAGUGUACGAACUCUGUGUCUGCCCCAAUGGCAAACUCUACCUUUCUCCAGCAGGGGUAGGUUCCACUUGUCAGUCCAGUAGCAACAUCUGCUUGUGGAGCUGAAGUGACUGAUUUCUCCUCACACCAGAAUAGCCUUUUGUUCCUGUCCGUCUGCUUCACACUUCUGCUCGGUUUCCCUUGUGAUCAGUCCAGAACUUCUUCCGAUGGUCCACAGAGCGACUUCUUGCAGUGUAAGCAGGGAUCCGCCACCACCUUCUCUUGUGACUUACCAGACUGCUAAACACAGAGAACGUGAGUGACAUAGCAGUGGAAACGUCAUCUUCAACAGGAAAGCUGGAUCAUAACUUUUGCUCAAAAGGGAGAAUAACAUAGGUGCCUUUGCUACAUGAAGUGAAGCACACAGUUUUAGAUUUUUGCAGAACCUGGAUAUGAACUGCACAUAAAUAUACAUCACAUAGAUGAAAUUCCCAGUAUCCAAUGGCAAGAUGAAAUGGUUAACCCUGUAAGAAAACUAAUUCUACAGUUUGAAAGCACAAUUUUCCAUUCAUCUUUUUGGAUGUAAACUUUUAUCCCCGAAUUUUAAAAUUUUGAAGCAUUAUGUAAUGCUUGCUUUACUAAAAAUUAAAUUCGAUACAUGAUUUUUAACAAAACAAAAGAAGACAGAAUCCCUCCCUGAGUUUUGUUUCUUUAAAUCCAAUGUGUUGUUACUCUUUGUCUACUAAGUCUAGAAUUUUGUACAUUAGGUAAUUUUGAAAGCACUCAGCAAUAUAAUCUUUACAGAAUUAACAAAAUGCCAUUAUCCUAUCAUUUGUCAUAUCUGGAUGGCCUUAUAUAGUAUUUACUUGGCUAUUGCAUGUGACGUAUUUGCUUUUAACAAAACAUCUAAUUUAUUGCAAGAUAAGAUAGGAUUAAGAGGGAAAUAUCAAUGAUGUGGAAUCCAUAGAUCAUUUCCUUAAAAAUUCAUAUGCUACCCUUUACACCUAAAUUUUAAUAGUACAGUUUUUGUUUGCUCCAUUCACUUUAUACUUGACUUGGAUUGCUAAAAUUAAAAACAUCCUCUAAAUAAAUACUAAUAUGAUGUAUAAUGCUGAGAAUGGAUUCACUUUCCAUUGGGAUAUCAUCUUUAGAGUUUUCACUUUUUAAAAUUGAAGGUUUAAGGAGAUUAUAAAUUAAAUAAAAAAAUUCUGACUGAACACUACAAAAGACAAAUGUUAAUAAACAUUCUGAAAGUGUUGUUUCCUCUUUUAGAUUCAUAUUUUAAGAAAUUUAGUCACAUUUAUAUUCAGUUGCAAACAUUUAGUCACUUUUAUUAAAAUGUCAAGCUACCCUGACCUCAGAAAUCUAGCUCCUUCCAUUCUUCACUGUUUUUUUUUUUGUAAAUUAGCUUCUAAUAAAUAAUUCCAGAAUAAUGUAGAUUUGUUUAUCAUAAUACUCCUUAACUCAAAUUCUUGCAACCUACAGAAUCCAAGAAUGUAAAUCUAUAUUAAAUAUUUCCUAUUAUGGGAAGAUGACUUAAUUACUGUAAGGUAAGUUCUUCAUUUUCACACAUCAAUCACUCUGUUCACCUCUAUACACACUAUUAACAAAUAUGCUCAAGUUUCAUUUUGGGGGUUCUUGACUGUUUCCAUAUGAAGGAGCAAAAUGGGAGACUGUAAUUUAUCAAAGUAAUUUGGUUGUGAGAAAAUCGGGUAACAAAAUCAUCAAAGUGAACUAUUUGGUCAGAAUUAUCUUGUCUGGAUAGUAAAUCAUUUCUAGUAAUUGAAAAAAUUCAAUUUCACUAAAUGCAUUCUUACUCAACGGAAGGGUCUGGAAUUCAGCUAUUUCAAUGUUAUUGUUUUUAAAUACAAAUUUAUCUGCAUUUGAGGGUUAUUAUAUAAGUCUUUAAAUCAAUAUUGAAAUAAGAAUUAUGACAUACAAUUGCUUAAAAAUUUACAACAGUUUUUGUUGAAACAUUAGAAUUUUGUAUGAGAAAUUCACACAAUUAAGUCUUUGGAAAAUACUCGAAUUAUAACACAAGAAAUUUUGAGAAAUUAUGGGUGCUAAUUACUAUAUUAUGUCAAGCAAAACAUUUUUCUUUGAGACAUAUUUGAGCUUUAGUCAUCUAACUUAAAGUAAUUAAGAAGUUUCUUAGUCAAAGGGGUACAAUUCUAUUGAUGAAUAAUUGGCCCUAUUUCUAAAAUCUUCUACUAAUAGUUGAGCUGACAUAAGCAAUCUGAGAAUACCUGCAGGAUUCUGUUUACUUAACAACAAAAACAUUAAAUGUCUUCUGAGGUCCCUUCCAGCUCUAAGAUGUUCUAGUUAUCAGAAAAAAAAUAUUAUAAAAGGUACAGGGGAACACUGAAAAUUUAAAUUACAUAUCAUAAGUGAUGAGAAGUUGACAAGUAUGAUCAGAAGAAGGGAGAUAGAAACCAACUCCAGGGGAAAGACUGUCAGAUUUUCAAUUCAAAAUUAUAAUAAAAAUACAGAUAGAAUUCAAAAGUAUAGACCCAUUUGAGAGAUUUAGAUUAUGCCCAGAUGAUAUAAAAAUAUUUGUUCAGUUUAAGAGAAAAAAAAAAUUGAUACAGAGUUCUUUCUACACAUCACUAAUUUGUUGGAAUUACAUGACUGUUUUACAUUUCUCAGGAUCUAAGAUGCAGUCUGAGUUCAGGCUUCUGUUAAAAAUCUUAGAUGAUUGACCCUAGUAGUACUUCAUUUCCUAAUGCAAAUGACUUGUUUCUUCCUUGACACAUUAGGUCCCUCAAUUACAGAUUACCCAAACAGAUUCAUUAUCUAUUAACAUUUUUUUAAGUUAGAGCAUAUGUACCUAAAAUUCAGUUUACUUGGAUGAUGCAAAUUUCAUCUUCUCUAAAUCACACUCAGAAAAGUAAAUCCUUUAAAGUAUACUACAUGAACCCUACUCAGCUGUAAUAGUUUAGCUUAGAAAGUCAGGAAAAAAAGAAGAAACAAAGGGGUUUGGGAGUAUUCUUGGCCUUUAAAUUAUUUGCCAGAAAUGGAUAAAUGAAAUGUAUUUGAGUUCAGUUUGGGCGGGUCAAAAAGACAAAAAGAAGACAUAUUAUUUUUUUUUCCCCUUUCCGGAUAUUUCAAUAAAACACUUCAAAAAAUAACAGCACUUCUAAAUUUCCUGAUUAUUUUAAUCUAAUUUCUACACUGUACUUUUUGGUUCUAUUUUUUUCAUAUUUUAUUAUGCACCAUAAAUUUCAUAAUCUGCUAUAUAAUUAUUUAUCUUAAGAAUUUUAGACAAUUACAUACUUCAAAUUUUAAUGUUAACUUGGAAACCUUUAUUUACACUACCCCAAAUCUCUGAAAAUGAAGUCAGGAAUUUCAAUUCUGGUUUUAGCCCUAGCUGAUCAUGUAAACUUCCUUAAGAAAUAUAUUUAAUUCUCUUGCCAGUUUACUUAUCUCUGAGAGGGAUAUUUUAAAUGAGGUGUUUUCCUUGGUCACUUUUAUUCCUGAAUUUUAAUGGUUCAUUUUAGAAAAGACUCAGCCAAUCUUCAGCCUGGUUUAAACUAGCAUUUGUGAUCAUCACAUGUUCAUUAAAGAGAUGCUAAUAAAUGUUGAAAUACGAAUCUUUUCAUCUCCCAACCUUUUCAUCCUGUUCUCCAUUUUUCGCUCUUACUAUUUGUACAUUGAGGUCACUUUGAGAAAAUCAUGUUUGAUUGACUGUCUUCAAGAAUACAGUUCAUAUUAAAAAGGAUAAGUGUGUAUUUGGGUCUCAUUCAAAAUAACUCUUUAGGAAGUUAAUAGAACUAUUUACCAAUGUAAGCAUUCUGUCAACUGUUUUGUUUUUAUCUCCAUCAUGCUAAAAGGAAUUGGUUUUUUGAAGAAAAGAUCUUUUUAUCACUAAAGUCAAUUGCUGAGCUUUUUAUAAUGUGUUAUGUCAUUCAAAAUUUCUACAUACUCUACUACUUUAAUGGUUCAAUUGGACAGUGCCUCGUAGAAAAAUAAAACUCCUAAUGAAUUAUGCCAUUGCCAACAUGCUAUCUCUGUAUGAGGCAGUAAUAAUCUGGAGAGUUUCUAAUGCAUAUAAACAUUAUAUUUUUAUAUCAGAUAAUAUCAAUAUCAUAAUAUUAAAGUAUUAAAAUAGUUGAAGAUAUUUAAUGAUCAAAUUCUCUCUACAACUAUCAAAGCCAAACUCAUUUAAGUUUCAUAUGAGUGAGAUCUUGUCACCUUCUUCUGCAGUAGCUUUGAUCUAAUUAGAAUUGCUCACAUGAUCAUAUUUAAAUGGAGAAACUAUUUCCUUUAUGUACUAGUGCAUAUUAUAAUAAUGAAAAUUUCAAAAUAUCAUUAUCAAAAAGUAAGAUAAUACUGUAUUUUUAUUCCUUUAACACAAUCAUGUAUUAAGGAAUGACUUCAUAAACACUGUUGUUUUGUUUCAAACUACAGUCCAUUAAUUGUUUAAAUGUCAAGACCAAAGACUGGGAUUUCUACAAUAUUUAAUUCUAUAACACUGAUGCUUCUACUAAUUGAUUAAAAUAAUGAAGGGACUAAUGAUUAUAACACGAGGUAGUAAAUAUCCUCCUGUGGGAUUCUGAGCAGUAGCCAUUAGUUAAUGCUUUUGUUGUAGAAUAAAAACUCUGUUAGUGUGAUCUACUUAUCUUCUAUACAAACAUAAUAGAUUCCUUGGUCUUCAUAAAACCAGUAUUUAAAGACCAUAUGCCAAAAUGGGCUCAGGAUGGAUUAACUCAGCUGAGUUUAAACCUUCAUUGCUUGCUAAAAAUCUUUGCUAAAUAUCAUUAAUUUGAAAUACUUCUAGAACCAGAGGGCUAUUUUUUUAAGUGUUAAUUGAUGUGACUCCACUCUUUGAGAAAGUCAAUGAAAAACAGGAAAAGAAAUGAGGUAUAAUGAACUGUGAUUCUUUUUGUUUUUCUAGUCUGAAUAUCUCUUUCAUUUGAAUAUUUAUAAAUAAAAACCAAACAGGGUUAAAGAUGUGCAAGGAUAUUCAUUUACAAUGGAGAUAUGUAAUUUGGAGUUUGUUUCCUUAUUUAUACAAUUCUUUAAAUCAGGUCCACUAUUCAUUUAUUUUGUUUUGUAACUUUCAUGUAAAUGUUUUCUUGUAUAUAGAGAUAUAUAAAAAAAUGGAACUAUUUUCUUACAUAUACUAUGCAAUAUGUUUGUAAAAUUGCAAUAUUACCAAAAUUACAAAAGCUGUGCUUUUGUACUCUAUCUUGCUUUAUGUAAAAUCAAUCUUUUUCUAUUUAAAUGGACUGUCUGUCCUAUAAACUGUAGAUAACAUAUCUAUUCAAAAAUCAGUCUAUUGUAUCUUUUGUUUAGUUUGGGGUGGGUUGGGGUAUAUAUUUCUUUUGGGAGAAAAUGCAGCAAAAUUUUGGCAGUUGGAAACUAUUUUUCCUCAGAAAUGAGACUUUUAAAGCAUGCAAUGAGCUCAUAUCAUUUAAAAAUCUCUCCUGUAAUUCUUGUAUUUUGUCCUAAUUUUGGUGCUACUGUGUAACCAUGAUUAAAUGUGAUAGUUAAAACAAACAGAA